AUGCUGACCGCGCGCCUCCGGGUUCAGCUCGUACCCGGCCCUGACUCCCUGUGUGAUCUGCAAGGCUUGUGUUUGACAAACUCGGUGCAGUUUCCUAACCUGUCUGCGCAGAGGGUUGCACAAGAGUCCCAAGCUCCGGAUCCAGGCGCCCCUUCGGAACUCAUCACGGAAAGUGAGACAGAAGAUGAAAGCAGGCAGGGGCCAAGAGACAGCUCUAGGAAAGUCCACACUCUUCCAGACCCCCGCUGGCCCUUCCUCCUGCGCGGCUCCUGCUGUCCCGACCACUCAGAAGCACUCUCCUGCUUCUUCCCUGGCGUGUACUUCAGGGCCCCCCGGCGGAGUGUUCCAGAGCCCGGGAAUCACUGUGUCAGCCUCUUCGCCUGCUCACAUGCCAAGUCCCUCAUUCUCACCCAGGCUCACCUGCUGGCUCGCCUUAUCCACCCAAGCUGCCCGUUUCAGAGCCCGGAGAUGCACGCCUCCACUCUGGCGCUGCUCUGGACCACAAGACUGCCUCUGUCUGCCCUGCAUCUCCACUUGGAUGUCCAAGAGAAACCCGACCCGUAA
This is a messenger RNA of Rangifer tarandus platyrhynchus (Svalbard reindeer), 564 nucleotides long. The record is from the annotation of a GenBank genome assembly. NCBI's taxonomy places the organism in Eukaryota, Metazoa, Chordata, Mammalia, Artiodactyla, Cervidae.